GCUCGGGGGCCGCGGUCCCGCCGGCCGCGCCCGCCAUGUUUCCCGGCAGCCCGCCCUGUCCGCCACCCGCCUGAGCCUCCCGGCGGCCGGCCCGGCCCGGCCCGGCCCGGCGGCCCCCCCCGCCUCCGCCGCCGGGACGCUCAAAAUCAAAAAGAAGAUUUGCCCGUGUGCAGCAGUGAUUACCAUCCAGUUACCUCCACAGAGAUUCAGCCUGCCAGGUCUGCUCCCAGAGGGUCUGGUGCGGAGGAGGGUCCCUUGGCUGCCGGUGCCGAAGGAGAGGUCGGUUUGGGUUGGGAAGGACUCCUGGGCUGGUAAUGGGAAUGCUGGUCUGAGCCCUGAGUGCAGAGCAGAGAUUCAUAUCACCCAGUCGAGGACAAGGAAGAAUAAACAAGAGCUGAUCCACUUCCAUCCCACGGGACUGCUUCUGGGAGGCUUGGCACCUUGGAGGAGGAAGGAUGGCUCAGGAGACAAACCAAACCCAGGUGCCUCUGUUGUGUACCACAGGCUGUGGAUUUUAUGGCAGCCCCCGGACCAACGGGAUGUGCUCCGUUUGCUAUAAGGAGUUUCUACAGAGACAGCAGAGCAGUGACCGGAUCAGCCCCCCAGCAUCCAGUGGUCCCAACAGCAGCCCCAUGGCUUCAGAUUCAAUUGCAGGGCAGUGUGCUGAGGGAGACUCCACGCCUGAGGAUGCGAAAGCCAGUGCUCAGACUCCUGUGACCCAUCAGAUGACGGCCAUGAGCAUAUCCAAAGAAAGCAGCAAUGAGACAGAAGAAUUCAUCAAGACAGAAGCAGCCUCAUCAGCAUCUUCCUCAUCAGGUACCCUGCUUGAAAUAUCCCAGAACACAGCUGAGGGUAAGACAGCUUCGGAAAAACCGAAACAGAAGAAGAAUCGCUGCUUCACUUGCCGGAAGAAGAUAGGGCUAACUGGCUUCGACUGCCGCUGCGGGAACCUCUUCUGUGCCAUUCACCGGUACUCCGACAUGCACGCCUGCCCCUACGACUACAAGGCAGAAGCUGCUGAGAAGAUCCGUAAGGAAAACCCCAUCGUUAUCGCUGAGAAGAUCCAGAAGUUGUGAAGGGGGCUGAACAGCUCGAACUGCAGCCAGGUGACCUGGUGCUCCUCCCCUUCCUCCCAGCCUUCCUCCUCUUCCUCCCAGCCUCCCAGGUGGUGCAGUGGGGACUCCAGCAGCCCACAGGAACCAGCACCCGGACAUGGGGACGCUUUGCACCUCUGUGGCAGACAGUUGGUGUUCCGUCUCUCCCUUCCUGCCUGUCUGACAGUCACAGCUCAACUGAUCUGUUCUCUACCAGCUUCCCAAAGGAAAAGGGACCGUCCUGCCCCGCUGCUCCAGUGCUCAGAUCUUUGGACUUGUCUUCCGGUGGGGCGGUUUGCACGGCGUGGGCAGCCGGGCUCUGCCGGGCAGCCUUUCCCUUCACCCAGCAGCUCUUGAGUCCUGCGAACCGCCUGGGAUUCACAGCUGGAGCCUGUGAGCAGCCGCUGCACUUUGUCCCCUCGGCCCCACUCUUUGUUUGUGGCAGAUGUAAAACCGGGAGUUGGGGAAUCCCAGCAGCAAGGCUGCCUUCUGCUCCCUGAGAGGCGUUUGGUCUCCGAUGCAGAAAAGAUGAUUCUGUAGUUUUAACGCCCCAAAAUACCCCUCCCCUCCCUUUGAGACGCUGUUGUUGAAGCACUGGGAUGGUCAAGCAGCAGAGUACUGGCACAGUAAAGUUAUUUUGUGGCUUGAAGCGACGUAGACACGCUUUAGCCGCAGGUCAGGACCUUUAGGAAAGUACCGCUCGCUGCCUCGUGCCUCUCGCCGCAGGGAGGGAGCCAGCCUGCUGGGUUUGCUGCAUCCGAGGACGUGGCUGGGCUGUGGGACGCCCUUGCGCCAGCCUCCCGUGCUUCAACACCCCCUGAAUAACCGCUGGCCGCUUCCCAAGCAAGGUUUGUUGCAACCCAGUGGUGCCUGCCCCUCUCCUCUUCCCCCCCCUGCUCCCCGCCUUCUGCCUUACACGAUUCUUUCUCAUCAGGGCUGUGCACAAAGCUCAGAUCGCCAAACCUCCGCUUCCUUUCCUGCGUGCAGGCGGAUGGCGGGGACCCUUCCUCCCCCGUGGGCUGAUAUUUCUCCUCUGUGAGCACAAUGGCUCAGGAAGCCCACCUAACUGCCUCGCUCUCCUGCCUCACUGCUUGUCCCCGUGGGUUGAGAGGCAGGACCAGAUCCCCAGGAGAUACUCUGAAAGCCACACAGGGAUCUGGGGCACGGGGAAAGGCACAUGAAGAGUCACAGUGAAGGUCCUGGGGUACCCAGAAGAGCAGAUGGAGACUUGCAGAAAAUCCCACAAAGAGCCCUGGGGAGCAGGGAGAGGCACUGACAGACUCGUGGAGUUCUCAGGGGUGCUGGAAGACUCAGGGAGAGCUCCAGGGUGCAAGGGAAGGCAAAAGGAGAGUUUUGGGGUACAGUGAACACACUCAGAGAACUUGAGCACCCCAAAAGGCACCUGGAAGGCUCUGGGGUGCACACACACGUGCUUGUGGAAGGCUCUGGGGUGCAGGGAAAGCCAAAUGCUGGGCUCAGUAGUGCUCCAGAAAAAAACAUGUGGGAGGCUCUGGGCUGUUAGAAAGAAAAACACCGGGCUUGGGUACACAGCGCAAGGCAGGCAGCAGCUCCUGGGGCGCCCCAGAAGCCACCUGCCCCCCACGUAGGGGCUGCGCCUGCCCCCGGGGGGGUUCCCCUUCCUGGGAACAGCAGGAGCGGGGCUGCAGUCUGACGAGCAGAGGAACCCAGAUGUGUCCCCGGGGAGAAGCAGCAGCCUCUGCCCCGCUUCUGGCCGUCCCACGCUUUGGAAGCGUUUCCCUCGGCAUCGGCUCGUCCAAGGGCAUCGGAAAGCAGAGCUGCAGGGGGGGAAAUCUCAGCAGCUGCUUCCCGCUGGCAGUUUCCACCCCAGCUUAUGGCCACUCUGCCCCCGUGAUUGCAGGGGGAUUGUGCCGAAGGUUUUGGGGUUUUUUUUAUCCGCUUUCAGCCAAAGUGGUGUGUGCCCUGUGGCAACUACUGUUGUGUGGCGUUGCUGGGAGGAUUCAGACCUCCAAAAACGAUGCAAAUCCCCUGCCAGCACGGAGUGGAGGUGAGGCUGGCUCUCGACAGCCUUUUCCUCAGGUUUUUUUGCUUCCAGGCAAUGUCGCUGUCACGGCCAGAGCACGCGAGUGGCGGCACGUUUUAGUGCUGGGACACACCUGGGCCGUAAGCACGGCGCCGGUGGUGUGUGGCGAGGCUGGGGUUUGCCGUGGAGGUUUUGGCUGAGAAUGAGCUGUCGCUUUGGGGGAAAGCCAUGAAAAACUGCAACGCCCUCUCCGAUGCCUUGCGUUUGCACGAAGGUCGCGAGCCCCUGGGGAGGGGACGCAGCUCCCAGGGGCGCAACGGGAAAGCCCGCGCAGCAAAAGGGCAGCCGCCUGCUUCUCCACCACCUCCCUUUCCCCUUUUGUUUCCUUCCUCUUCAUAAGUGUAAAUAUUAAUACAGUCUAGUUUGCUUGGA
Tyto alba (common barn owl) is the source of this 3528-nucleotide messenger RNA. RefSeq names its product AN1-type zinc finger protein 5. The record is from RefSeq and is a predicted model, not a curated record. NCBI's taxonomy places the organism in Eukaryota, Metazoa, Chordata, Aves, Strigiformes, Tytonidae. The transcript is spliced from 7 exons. The coding region runs from base 456 to 1076 and encodes 206 amino acids. Gene Ontology annotation, molecular function: zinc ion binding; DNA binding.